GAUGCCCUUGGUGCCAGUGGAUGCUUUGCUUCUCAGUGGCUCUAUGGGCCUCACAGCCGCAGCAGCCAGCCUGCUGCCGGUCGCGGGCUUCGAUGGGCACCAGCUGGUGCGGAGUGCCUUUGGGGUGCCCGCGGCGGGGCUGCUGGAACUGGUGAGUCUUGGCGCGCUGUGCCUGGAGGUUGGCCGCGACGACGUCCGCGGCGCCUUUGCGAGCGAGGUGGUGCUCAUCUUCAUGGUGCAGCUGCUUCUGCUGGGCCGCCGCACCGACGAGGCGAUGCCGCCUCAGGACAACGUGACUCCGGUGGGCCUUGAGCGACAGCUUCUGGCGUUUGGCCUGCUGGCCACGAGCGCCGCGAUCCUUCUCCCUGAAGAGGGCUGGCAAUACGUCGGCAAGCUGCUAGACUUGAACCUGUGAGGUGCGUGCAUGUUCGCACCUUGCAGGAGCAGCCUUUGAGUGCUUGCCACUUGCCCGGUCGGAAUGGCGACAUUGUUUACUACGCUGGAAUCAAGUUGGUUGAGUUGUCCCCUGCAGG
This is a messenger RNA of Effrenium voratum, 533 nucleotides long. The record is from the annotation of a GenBank genome assembly. NCBI's taxonomy places the organism in Eukaryota, Dinophyceae, Suessiales, Symbiodiniaceae.